This is a messenger RNA of Colletotrichum truncatum, 984 nucleotides long. RefSeq lists its product as uncharacterized. Gene Ontology annotation, biological process: nucleoside metabolic process. Lineage: Eukaryota; Fungi; Ascomycota; Sordariomycetes; Glomerellales; Glomerellaceae. The record is from RefSeq and is a predicted model, not a curated record. Gene Ontology annotation, molecular function: catalytic activity.
AUGAGCGCCGUCCGGUAUAUGCUAGAUCGGGAACAUGACAGGCUGCCGACAAAGGAAGGUGAUUCGAACAUUUACGUCCUUGGCGAGCUUCAUGGCCAUGACUUAGUGCUUGCGUGUCUCCCCGGGAGUCAAGGAAAAGGCGCUGCAGCGACCGUCGCCACAAACAUGGCCCGCACCUUCCCAUCCAUCAGCUGGUGGUUUUUCGUCGGCAUUGGCGGAGGGGUUCCUAGCAAAAAGCACGACAUCCGCCUGGGUGACGUGGUAGUAAGCAUGCCCGAGGGGCAGUAUGGCGGCGUCGUCCAGUACGACUUAGGGAAGGAGACGGAUGGAGGUUUCGUCCGCAAGGGCUUCCUCUCGCCGCCACCGCCCCUGUUGAGGAGCGCCGUAGUGAGAAUGAGGUCAGAUCACCGUCGGAGCGAAAACAAAGCCGACAAGUUCCUAUCGGCCAUGUUGCAAAAGGGACGUCGCCUAUCCGUCUAUCAGCGGCCAUCUUGGAGCCUUGAUAUCCUAUUCGACCCAGGCUAUUCUCACGACCCUUUAAAUACUAUAUGUGAAUCAUGUGAUCAACAACAACGCGUUCAUAGAACGCCUCGUGAGCUUGAGGGACCCGAAAUACACUACGGACUUAUUGCUUCUGGUGAUCGGGUAGUAGAGAGUACCCUAAAGAGGGACGAGAUUAUUCGCGACGUCGGCGACAUACUCUGCUUCGAGAUGGAGGCGGCAGGGCUGAUGUCAGAGUUUCCCUGCAUCGUCAUUCGUGGCAUCUCUGACUAUGCUGACUCUCACAAGAAUGAAGACUGGAAGCACUAUGCGGCCGCAACUGCAGCUGCUUGCACCAAGGAGCUUCUCACCUACAUAGAUCCGAAGGUGCCCCCCGGCAUGUCGGCAUCUUCUGCGGACACUUCGUCGAAUCACGGCAGCGGGUCCUCCAGCCAUUUUUCCACGGCAAGAGGAUCUCAGACUCGGGGUCAUUUUCCCUUGUAA